CUAUUGUUUUGACGGUGUGAAGACGGGGUAGAAAAACGGACCAUUUAUCUAGCUUAUCCAAAUCGAAAGUACAAAGAAAUGGCUCUCCUCACCUUUAAUCCACUUACCUGUCUCUCUUCUUCUCCGGUUCGUUCUUGCUCAACGUCGUUGCCCAUCGUUGUUUUACCAAUUUCCAGGUUGCGGGUGAAUAGAAUCGAUGACCAUUGUUCAAAAUGUUCAAUUGGCACACAGUUUGUCCCCAGCAAGAAAAGAUCGGUGAUGACUGUGAAAGCAUCUUCUGCAAGUACUGAUGGCGAGGAACAGGUUCCGGCGGAAAGCAAGAAGGAAGAUUUACCAGUAGGGCAACUUCCUUUAGAAUCAAAGAUGCAGCAGAUGGCGGAGCAGAAGAUGAAGAUGAAGAUGGCGAAGAAGAUAAGGCUUCGUAGAAAGCGACUUGUCCGCAAGAGAAAGUUGAGGAAGAAGGGACGAUGGCCGCCUUCUAAGAUGAAAAAAUUGAAGAAUGUAUGACCUUUUGCUUACUCGUUUCAGCUUUCUUCUUCCUACUUUGUAGAUCUUAUAUACUGUUAUGCAGUGAUGACCUUAAUGAACUGAAUCUGCUGUUAUUCAAUUUCAUUAUGAAAACUGAAAGAUAAAUGCCUAAAGUGCUUGCCUGAUUUUGGCAUCUCUUAUGCGAAA
Messenger RNA from Gossypium raimondii (Peruvian cotton), 675 nucleotides. RefSeq names its product 50S ribosomal protein 5 alpha, chloroplastic. Lineage: Eukaryota; Viridiplantae; Streptophyta; Magnoliopsida; Malvales; Malvaceae. The transcript has 2 exons. The coding region runs from base 79 to 507 and encodes 142 amino acids. The record is from RefSeq and is a predicted model, not a curated record.